AGGUGCUGGCGCGCGCCAGCACCUUGGACUGGGACGGUGCCUGGGAUGUCGGUCGGAGGGUCUUCUUCACCCUCGGUCUGCUCUCUUUGCUGCAGGCCAAGAUCAUGCAUCUCUUCGCCCACAUCACUUCUCUGCCCCUCCCGAAGAUGGCCCUCUGGGGCAUCACCUUUUUCUUCCAGGAUGUCAUCGUGAUCCUGCUGAUGCGCCUGGCCACCCGCCGCGCCCCCCGCCGCUGGGUGGCCGCCCUCUGCGCCCUCGUCAUCGUUCCCUUCUCCCUGGGCAUGACGGCGAUGGCCUCGGCCAACACCUCCUUCUUCGUCACGACCGGUGCCGAGAUCCACUGGCGUCAGGUCGGGACCUUCCACGCUGAUGCCGCCGCCAUCGCCACGCUGCUGACCGGCUUGGCCGGCUUCCUCAUCACCGCCGCGAUCCUGGUGGCCGCCGCCUGGGUUCUGUCCCGCCCCAUCCACCGCUUCGUCGGUGGCAUCCUGCACAUUCUGGGGACUCCCUACCGCUCCAUCGUCGGCCGCGUCCGGGCCCGCCGCCAACGCUACCGCCCCGUGCAGGAUCCCGUCCGCGACGAGGAGGAGAUCCCCGUGGAGGACUACCGCGACGACAAGAGUGACGACGGCGAGGAUGUGCCCCUGCAGGGCUCUGGCGAGGGGCCUAGCCGGCGCUAUGCCGGGCGGGAUGGCCGCAGCGGCCCCGCCGCCUCCGAGCCUGCUGCCUGGAAGCAGAUUGUCACCUGGGGCGGGUUGUUCCUGCUCACCGCCUUGCGCUUCCUGCGGCCGUCCGACACCGCCUUCGUCUUCCUGGCCGGCACCCUCCCCGUCACUCCCUUCCUCCACACCGAACGCCCCUCGCCCGUCGACACCGAGGGCCUGCCCGGCAUCUAUCCUUACCUCGAGGACGGCAACUCCCUCGCCAACCCACCCGCCUGGUCCUGGCUGCCGGCCGGCCAGCCCGCCGGCUUCCGUGACUGGUGGGACCGCUCCAACGGCACCCGCCAGCACUAUUCCCCCGCCAGCGACCCCUUGCACAUUGCGAACCUGCAGCUACCGGUGCUUGAGCCUCUGCGCGAGAGCCUGAAGAACGGCAGCGUCCAGAUCAAGCAUAUUCUUUUCCUUAAGCUCGAGAGUACCCGCAACGACGUGUUCCCGCUGGUCAAGGAUUCCUGGCUCGACAAGCACAUCGGCCGUUCCUGGGGCGGCGAGAGUCCUGACGAGGUCAAGGACCGCUUGGGCAAUCUCACCCGUACGGCCUCCUACCUGACCGGCGUCGACCCGGGCUACGGCCAGGCCCCCGACCCUCGCGGCCGCAACUACGGUGGCGUCAGCGCCAGCAACGCCUUCACCACGGGCACCUACACCUUGAAGAGCGUGGUCGGCAGUCUGUGCGGCGUCACCCCGCUCGUGGCUGACUUCAACCGCGAGUAUGAGUACCAUAUCUACCAGCCGUGCCUGGCCCAGGUCUUUGGGGCCCUCGGCCAGCUGCCCGACGCCACCCGCAAGCCCGACGAUUUCCGCACCUGGCCCUGGCACUCCACUUGGAUGCAGUCCGUCACCGACAGCUACGACAACCAGGACAAGCUGACCCCGACCAUGGGCUACCAGGAUGUGCUCACCAAGGAGCGCAUCAAUGAUCCGGCGGCGAAGCAUUACCCGCCCAAGACCCGCGAAGUCAACUACUACGGGUUCGCCGACACGGAACUGCACGAGUACGUGCGCGACGCUAUCGACGAUGCCGAGCGCAACCACGAGCGUCUCUUCCUCACCCAUUUGACCGGCACCAGCCACCAUCCGUGGGGUUUGCCUCGGGACGACAUGUUCCAGGAGCUCAUGAAGGGCUCCAACGACGACUUCAACCGCUACCUCAACACCAUCGGCUUCGUCGAUACCUGGUUGGCUGAUGUUCUGGAGAUCCUCCAGGAGAAGGGUGUGGCCGAUGAGACUUUGAUCGUCAUGGCCGGAGACCACGGCCUCUCCCUGCCCAACGACGGCGGUGUUACCCCCUACGACAACCCUCACAUUGGCAACUUCCACGUCCCCAUCGUGCUGGCCCACCCCAAGCUCCCCCCCGUCCGCGUGGACGCUCCCGUCACCAGCGACCAGAUCGUCCCCACCGUUCUCGACCUGCUGGUCGAGUCGGGCUCGCUCGGCCCCGAGGGCACCAAGGCCACGCGCGACCUACGCGGCCAGUACGAGGGCCAGUCGAUGAUCCGGCCCCUCGUCCCCGAGAAGGAGCACAUCCAGGACUGGCAGUUCUCCGUCAUGAACACGGGCGGGUCGCUCAUCGCCGUGCGCUCCGCCGCCCACCCGGACUACCGGUUGGUCAUCCCGCUCGUCGACGACCUCGAAUGGCGCUUCACCCACGUUGGCGAGGAUCCCGCCGAGGAGCACCCCGUCAAGCACUUCGCCCUGGUCGACAUGGCCGCCUCGCUGGAGCGACGCUUCGGCAAGGAUGCCGUCGACUGGCUGCGCGACGCGGCCCACGUCACUGAGUGGUGGGUGACCGAGAACUGGCGCCGCUACGGCUACUCCAAGGAGAACGACAAGCUGGCAGAUGGGUACGAUCCGAAUUAGUAGAUUUUACUUGGUACGAUCUAAUUGGAUGGGUUGGUUGCAUUGUACGAGAUACGUGGUGUUUGGCGUUAGGGGUUGCAUGUACUCGCUGAUUUAUUGUAUUCUGAGUACAUAGUUGUUAAUUGGUUAUUGCCCCAUUUUCCCCCAUUUUAUCUGCUCCCCAUCAUUCUAUUUGCCUGACCAGACCUUUUUUCCACUUGACCCAUUUUUUCUUUCGCCUUUUUGCCUUUUGCCUCUUGUUUUCCGUCUUGUUUUCUUUUUGGUUAUUGGAAUUGCCACCACAGACGGUAAUACGUCUCGACGGAAGUGGACGGGAUGACGAAUCAAUCCAUCCCCUGAGUGUGUUCCAUGGGUCAGAUUUAGUAAUCUUCUAAUAUGAAAUAUCUUGACCUUGAUUGA
Molecule: messenger RNA, 2981 nt
Organism: Aspergillus candidus
Lineage: Eukaryota; Fungi; Ascomycota; Eurotiomycetes; Eurotiales; Aspergillaceae
Product: sulfatase domain protein
Exons: 2
Coding region: 105-2582 (825 amino acids)
Molecular function (GO): arylsulfatase activity
Source: RefSeq, a predicted model, not a curated record